UUAAAACUAGCAUAAAAUAAGAAGGAUAGGCUCUUGGUCCACAAUGAGUACUAGCCAUAUGACACUUUCUUUUCUCGUCUUGUUCAUUUUCAAAUUUCAAGACGUGACUGCGUUCGCUACAACAGCAAGACACUUGUGUCGUCCGGGACAAAGGAAUGUGCUUCUUGAAUUCAAGAAAGUGUUUGAGAUUCGGAGGUCUUCUUCGAAGCUUUGUAAUAUUAACGGUCGCAUAGUAGGCUCAUAUCCGAAGACAGAGUCAUGGGGAAAUAACAGCGACUGUUGUUAUUGGAGUGGUGUCACGUGUGAUGCCAAGUCUAAAGAUGUGAUCAAGCUAGACCUCAGUUGCAGCUGCCUCCACGGCCGGUUUCAUUCCAAUACCAGUCUUGUUAGGCUUCAAAACCUUCCUUCUCUUAAAACUCUGGACCUUUCUAAUAAUUAUUUAUAUGGUCAAGUCCCGUCCUCAAUUGGGAAACUCUCUCGUCUCACCUCUCUUUCUCUUUCCAAUAACCGUUUUUCGGGUGAGAUUCUACCUUCAGUUGAAAAUAUUCCUCGUCUCUCCUUUCUCCGUCUUUCGAACAAUCUGUUUUCGGGUCAGAUUCGGUUAUGGAUUGGAAACUUUUCUCAUCUCACGUUUCUUGACCUUUCCUCUAAUCAUUUCGCUGGUCAAAUUCCAUUUUCAAUAGGAGUCCUUUCACAACUCACGUCUCUCAGUCUUUCUGAUAAUCAAUUUUCAGGUCAGAUUCCAACUUCACUUGGAAAUCUUUCACACCUCACCUCUCUCGAUUUCUCUAGUAAUCAGUUUUCGGGUCAGAUUCCGUCUUCACUUGGAAAACUUUCACAUCUCACCUAUCUCCAACUUUUUGACAAUCAGUUUUCAGAUCAAAUACCUUCUUCGGUUGGAAACCUUUCUCAUCUCACCUCUCUCCAUUUUUCUCAUAAUCAGUUUUCAGGCCAAAUCCCAUCCUCAAUUGGAAAGCUCUCUCGUUUAACUUCUCUCGACUGUUGCGAGAACAGUCUGGUUGGUCGAAUCCCAUCUUCUUUUUCACGUUUGAACCAGUUGACCAACUUGGUUGUUAAUUCCAACAAGCUCAGUGGUAAAUUUCCUAUUGCACUACUAAAUUUGACGAAGCUAUCCCACUUGUCACUCUCCAACAACCGAUUCACUGGAACUCUUCCUCCAAACAUCACUACUUCACUAUCCAACUUGGAGUUUAUUUCAGCUUAUGACAACGCUUUCGUUGGACCCCUCCCUUCUUCUCUCUUCAACCUCCCCGCUCUGACAUCUAUUUAUUUGACAAAUAACCAACUCGAAGGAUCUCUCAAGUUUGGGAAUACAUCUUCACCAUCAUCUAAGCUACGAGUGUUAAGCCUCGGCAGUAAUAAAUUUAAGGGUCCAAUCCCGAGUUCCAUUUCCAAGCUAGCCAAUCUUGAGGUGCUCGACAUCUCCCAUUGGAACUCCCAUGUUGACUUUAGUAUCUUCUCGCUUCUCAGGUCGCUCCAACGUCUUUACUUAUCCCAUCUGAGGGCAACGCCUAGGAUUGACUUGAGUGCAAUUUUGUCAUGUUUCAAGUCUCUCGAUUUGUUAGAUCUCUCAGGAAACCAUGUUUUUUUAGCCACAAACAAAACUACGGUUUCAGAUCUUCUUCCCUCGGUAGUGAUAAGUAAUUUGAACCUGUCAGGCUGCGGUAUUACCGAAUUUCCAGAGCUUCUAAGAACACAGACACUACUGCAGACUCUGGACAUUUCCAACAACGAGAUUAAAGGCCAAGUUCCUGGUUGGUUAUGGAUGCUACCAAAUCUUGGUUACUUGGAUCUCUCCAACAACACUUUCAUUGGUUUUGAAACAUCAACGAUCCGCAAACUAUCAUCUGUCCUGGGGCACCUGUUUGGCUCCAAUAACAAUUUCUCCGGAGAAGUUCCUUCUCUCGUAUGUGAGUUGCACUCUCUAAGAACCCUCGAUUUAUCGAACAACAACUUCAGUGGCUCAAUCCCUCUCUGUAUGGGAAACCUCAAGAGUACUCUUUCAGUUCUGAACGUGCGUCAGAAUCGUCUUAGUGGAUGUCUUCCAGGGAAUGCAUUUGAAAGUCUAAGGUCGUUUGACGUCGGUCAUAACCAACUAGUUGGAAAGCUUCCGAGAUCGUUGGUCAAUUUCUCCGCUCUCGAAGUUCUAAACGUGGAAAGCAACAUGAUCAAUGACACGUUUCCGUUCUGGUUGAAUUCUCUACAAGAGCUGAAAGUUCUUGUCCUACGCUCCAAUGCGUUCCAUGGACCAGUCCAUCAAGCCGCGUUCCUUAAGCUGCAGAUCAUCGACAUAUCACAUAAUCAUUUCAGUGGGAUUCUGCCAUCAGAUUAUUUUGUGAACUGGAGGAAAAUGUCAUCACGUGAGAGUGAGACGAACGAAGAUGGGUCCAAUCUAAAUUACAUUGGGGAAGGUUAUUACCAUGAUUCCAUGGUUUUGAUGAAUAAAGGGAUAAAGAUGGAGCUGGUCCGCAUUCUAGAGAUCUACACAGCACUCGACUUCUCCGGAAACAGACUCGAAGGAGAGAUUCCAAAGUCCAUCGGGUUAUUGAAAGAGCUUCACGUGCUCAACUUGUCUAACAAUGCUUUCACUGGCCACAUCCCAUCAUCUAUGGAAAACCUGACAGCUCUUGAGUCGCUUGACGUUUCUCAAAACAAUAUCUCAGGAGAAAUCCCACAGGAGUUAGGGAAUCUGUCGUACCUUGCGUACAUGAACUUUUCCCAUAACCAGCUUGUAGGUCUAGUGCCAGGAGGCACUCAAUUUCGAAGGCAGGCUUGCUCUUCUUUCAAAGACAAUUCAGGACUUUUUGGUCCUGCUCUUGACGAAGAUUGCAGUGAUAUCCACACGCCCUCAUCGCCACCAUAUGGAACGCUAGAGGUAGAGGAAGAAGAAGAAGAAGAUGUGUUCUGUUGGAUUGCAGGUGCAAUUGGAUUUGUACUUGGAUUAGCGAUUGGAUGCAUAUUGGUUUGUUACAAAACAGAGUGGUUCACGACUCCUUUUGGACGAAACAAACAAACAAGCAGAAGCACACCAACUCGUUAGAGAGCCUUCUUAAACCCAAGUUGAAUCAUUGAAAAGAAGAGAAUGAAGCAACUAAACAAAUGGACUGUUGAGAAAGAAGCUAUGGAAGAAUACAUUACUAUGUUUUUAGUAUGCUCUGUUUUUAGCUUGGUUUGUUCUUUUACUCUGUUUUUAGCUUGCUUUGUUCUCUGUAAUUGGACAAUGAACAAACUCUGCAUUCAAAGCACAAACUUAUUCCUAUUUAAUGGACA
Molecule: messenger RNA, 3291 nt
Organism: Brassica napus (rape)
Lineage: Eukaryota; Viridiplantae; Streptophyta; Magnoliopsida; Brassicales; Brassicaceae
Product: receptor-like protein 34
Exons: 2
Coding region: 44-3061 (1005 amino acids)
Molecular function (GO): protein binding
Source: RefSeq, a predicted model, not a curated record